AUGUUUGAAAUUUUAGAAAGAUCCGUCUCACCCCCCAUGUUGUCCCCCUCAACCCCCGAGGUCACCCAGCGCAUCAACAAGCUCGCCUGGCUGGUGUCACAGGUGGACAAGAUCGGGCGCGCGUUUGGUGACGCAGAUGGUGGUGGUGUGGUGGUGUGGUCCCUGGAGCCUGGUAGUGUGGUGGUCAGCUGGUACAACUCCUCCCUGGGGGCACCGACCAUCUGUCCCACCACCACCAUCACCCACCUGCAUGACGUCAUGCUCACCCCGCUAGGGGCGGUGCGCCCCGAGUUUGCCUCCCAUUUCCCCCCCGAGUUUGAGGUGGUGGGGGGGGAGAUGACGCCUGGGGGGGCGUGUCUGGCCCCCCUCACCCCCCAGCACUCCACCCCCCCUGACCUGGGGGAUGAUGAUUACACUCACGUCAACGAUUUUCCUCCUGAUGAUGAUGGCGUGAGGGGCAGCACGGCGGACCAGAAGGACGUCGUCCUGACCUUCCUGAUCCCCAGCCUCCUGAUGGCCGCCAUGUUGGUGGUGGCCGCCGUGGCCGCCUGCUGCCUCUACAGACACAGGUCUGCUGUGUGGUCUGCUGUGUGGUCUGCUGUGUGGUCUGCUGUGUGUUGUGUGGUCCUGUUCGACACCUAG
Hyalella azteca is the source of this 642-nucleotide messenger RNA. RefSeq names its product dystroglycan 1-like. The transcript has 5 exons. The record is from RefSeq and is a predicted model, not a curated record. The coding region runs from base 1 to 642 and encodes 213 amino acids. Gene Ontology annotation, molecular function: laminin binding. Lineage: Eukaryota; Metazoa; Arthropoda; Malacostraca; Amphipoda; Hyalellidae. Gene Ontology annotation, cellular component: dystrophin-associated glycoprotein complex; sarcolemma; dystroglycan complex. Gene Ontology annotation, biological process: morphogenesis of an epithelium; axon guidance; nerve development.